AUCAGAGUUGUGUGAAUAGAAUACAGCAAAAAUGGCCCAUUCGGUGAGGAAUAUUCUACAUCAGAAACCAUAUCUUAGUUAGAGGUUAUUAGCGUUUUAGUUUUGUUUUCAUGGAGAUGCGCUAAUUUGAUGCGGUGAAAGCCGAGAAAAAUGUAGUAAAUAAUGUUAAAUAAUAGUAAAUAAUUAUAUGUAACAAUAACUAAUCAGAUUUUGUUCUGAAGAUUCGUUUGAAUUAAAAAAUAUUAGAUUGUUUAAGAAAAUGGUAUGGAAAUACCUAAGAAGUUUGAUGGUUGACAAAAUUGACGAGUAGCAUGUCGGAAGGACCUGAUGUUUCUCUAGAAAAUGUCACAAUAAAGCAAAAGGAUGAAAAAGCUGCUUCUUCACCACCUGUUCCUCCACAUGAUCUCUCUUUAAAUCUUGAUUUAUAUAAUUACGACUCGCCUGAUGCUCAAUCUUGUCAGUAUGUGCUUACAAGUCCUCGAUCUUUAGAAGCUUGUUCCAGAGUUGGCGUGAAGCCUGUUGACCUUCUUCAUAAGUCAUUAGCAGAAUUUUCUGAUGAUCUUGAUGUUAACAAACCUUUGGAAGAUAUAGUAAAACUUUAUGAUGAGUUUGAACAGCAGAGAAUAAUUUUAUUACAAAAGUGUCAAGCUGAGAGAGAAUUUAUUAUCUGGAGAAGUGCAACUAAACGGCGUGCCCACUCACUUUCACCAGGUUGUCGUGAUAAACUACAUAGACAAUUUAAGAAGAAAGACCCACAAAGUAAUCGAACAUUAACCCAAUCAUUCAAAUUAUCAACGAGGAGAAAAUCUCAUGAUGAUAUCCUAACUGCUUCAGCAGAUCAUGCUAGUGGUUCACUCCAGCGUUCCCGAAGUUCUUCUGUGAAGAAUCUUCAUCGAAGUGGUAGGCCCACCAGUUGGUCAACUCCAUGCUCUCCAUAUUAUCAAGGUUCACGUAACCUCUUUGUUCGCAUUACAUCGCCAGUUGUAUGUGCCAAGCUUCAAACAUUUCCUAAAGCUAAAAUGAGACUACCGCCUAAGGAUAUGAAAAUUCUUGAGGUGAUUCUGCAGAAAUAUGAAAAACUGGAAGAAGAGGAGGAUAGAAAGGCUAGAGCUCAGAAGAACUGGGAUAAAGAGAAAGAAGAUCGUGACAAGAAGAAAGAAGAGGCUGAAAUGGAAAGGUGGAAAAACUUUGCCUUAAAACAAAAAAGGAGUAGCUCUGUUGAACAUUUGAAAAUAUCAUCAGAGAAAAGCACACCAACUCACCUGUGUUCUCGUUAUGCAGCCUCAGAAAUGUCAAGUAGUGAUAGUAAGGCUAUUUUUCAAAAGCGGCAUAGCUUUAAGGUAGCAAGAAAUCAAACCAAAUCGCAAGAAGAUCCACUAACUCCUAAAAGAAACUAUGCUUCCGAUAGACUGUCUCGUUACGAAGCUGAGCAGAAGCUGAAAGAGAUUCAGCAGAAACAGGAACAGGUUAAGAAAAGGAGAUUAGAAAUAAUUCAUAAGCGAGAAAAUAUGCUGAAGCGAAGUGCGGAUGAAUUCCAGGAGAAAUUAAAACAAGUUAAAUCAAAUCAACAGGAAAUGGACAAAGCUAUGGAACAGUGGCAGCACCAAGUUAUUUGCUACCAAGAAGUUGCUAACAUGAGAGCAGCUGAGAAAGUUGCUCAAACUGUUCAACAAAAACGUCUGAAAGCCAUGCAAGAUAGGCUUUCUAAGGAAGAAGAACACAAAAAGAAUAUGCAGAAAAUUGAAGCUGAAGAUUAUGCAAAACUGCAAGAAAUGAUGGAAAAACUUCGUAUGAAAGAUGAACGGUGUAAAGCAUUUAAGGAAGAAAAGAAUUCGUGCAUAGAACAAUCUCGCCAGUUGGCUAUGGCAGCGUCUGAUUUACGUGACCUUAUUCGACAGAGAUUAGACAAGGAUUCCUUUGUCCGCCGAAGUCAACAAGCUGCCUUAGAGUCAAGACUGUUGAGUAUUGAACCUCGCAUAUCUCGCUCGAAACCUAAAAGUCCUUCUGAAGAGAAAUAGUUUUUAUUUGUUUAUACAUAAAUCUUUUACCUUAUAUUUUGUAACUUAAUGUGUACUUGUAGAUUGUUAGUUCAACUUUUUUUACUCAAAUUACUUAUACUAUGUGAUUAGAAUUGUGAUAUUUUUUACUUUUAUACUUUGUUAUUGUUUUAUUUAAAAUGAUUGUUUGUUUGUUAUUUUAGUUGAAUUAGUUUAUUAUUUGUUUUUUUUUCACAUUAAUAUACUUUAAUAUUUAUAUUUACUAACUAUGCUGUUGGCAUACAGCGCACAGAUUUUAGGUACUUCGAAUCUGGCCAAAGAAGUUAAUAGUAUUAUAUACUCUUAUCAUUUUCAAAAUUAUGUAUUGCUAAAAAAUAUUGUACUAUUUAUGAAAUUUUCAAAGUGAUUUCAAAUGUACAUUUCUACAGUUAACAUUGAUAAAUUAUCUAGAAUAUUGGAUUGCUUUGAAAAUCUUCAGAUCUAUCUUCGAAUGUACAUUUCUGCUGUUAUCAUUGGACAAUUGUAAAUUAUCUAAAAUUAUUGAAAAGUGCUAUUGUACAAAUAACUAUGGAAUGUGAGUUUGAUCUUGAUUUUUCAUAUCAUAUUUUUGAAUAAUUAUGUACAAAUGAAUCUAAUUUGUUAAUUAGUCAUCAAUUAACCAAAUUAUACCAUUAAUUAGUUAAUCAAAAAUAAGUUCCUAAGUCAAAUCCCUCAUGUCAAAAUUCCAUACUUAACCAUAAUACUUAAAACUAAUUUUUGAAAUAAUGAAACUUGGUAUUUGUUUUUAUAAUCUAAACUUUUAAAAUAAUAUUAAAUACCUUUGUUAUUUGUUUUAACUUCUGCAGUAACAUUUAAAUAUGUACUUUACUCCGAAUAAUUAUUGUAACCAAAUCAUUUAAGAAUUUGUCAAAACCGUCAUUCAUACAGUUUACCUUUAUCUUCCAGUCUUAUUAACAAAAAAAAAUUAAAAUGAAGAGUGCCAAGAUUUUUGUCUAAUUUUUUAUCUGAAAAUGUGCCAAAAAGUCAGUUGAGAAAAAAAAAAUUUAUUUGUUUUUAUAAUUAAUCUGAAUUUUGAAAGGAGUGCUGCUCAGACGUGUUUUCUCACUUAUUUUAGAAGUUUAAGAAAUAAUACUAAUGUUCUUUGAGUACAGUAUACUGGUAAUAAUUUAAUAGAAAGAAAUUAUUUUAACUAAUUAUUAUUAUUUCUAACUUUCUUGAACUGUGUAAUUUAAAUAGUUAUACAUAAAUCAAUGAAUCUCAAUUUUUUUCACUUUAAUCCCGAAAGAAUAGUUACAAAAUUUAACUACCAUUCUUUAAUUAAACUGGAAGACUCCAUCCCCUGCUCGUUCCACUCACAAAUUCCUGUGAUUGCUUCUCAUUCAGCGUUGUUUAUAUUCUGAACGUCAAUAUGUUUAAAAAAAACAAAACAAAGAUAAUUUUGUUUAUAAAAUAUUUAAUUUUAUGUAAAAAUAUUUCAUUAAUAUGUUAAUCAUAAAGCAAUAAAUGAUUACCUGGAUUUGAAAAUUAAACAACUGUUUUAUAGUUUUGUUGCAACGAAACAAAAUGCAAGGUAAAAGAAAAAUAGUGAGAAAAUUCAGAAAAAAGCAUUGAAAUUGCAAUCACUUUCGAACAAUUUAGUAUUUUCAGAGAAACUUGUGUUAAGUAUAUAAACUCAAAAUAGUACUUUCAGUAUACCAAAUUUCGACUUUGAAUUGCAUUUCUGUGGGCUGCAGAGCAGCUUUUACGGUAUUUCUUAUUACAGGUUUUGCAGUUUACAAUUCACAUAUUAAUUAUCAAUUAUUUUUUUUUAAAUUUCAUUACAUACUCUACAUUUUCAACACAAUUUCACAUUUUAAUGCAGGGUUCAUGCACACGGAAUCGUCAGGAAAUUUGACCCCCAAUCAGAUUGAAAGAUUUCACUUUUCCAUUUAGUGUAUUCUCAAAAUUCUAUUAUUCUUAAGCGUUUCUGGAGUGUUGUUAGUUUGAUGUCUGACUUAGGAACUUGAAACUUUUGCAUUGAGAGUAUUGUCAGAUUUCUUUUUCCUGGAAAAAAAAAUCCAGUUUUGUUCUUUAAUUUUUGAUAUCUUAUUACCACAAAUUAUUGUUUUAUAAUUUCGUAUAAUGCAUCAAUUAUAGGAACAAAACGUCUUUUUUAUCAUCUGUAUGUUCAUUUGAUAUCUAUUAAAGAAACAAUAUUUUUUAAUUGAA
This is a messenger RNA of Parasteatoda tepidariorum (common house spider), 4205 nucleotides long. RefSeq lists its product as uncharacterized. NCBI's taxonomy places the organism in Eukaryota, Metazoa, Arthropoda, Arachnida, Araneae, Theridiidae. The record is from RefSeq and is a predicted model, not a curated record.